AUGGAAUACGUGACGCUUAUCUCCAAUGACAACCAUCGGUUUGUGGUGAUGAAGGAAGUGGCGCUGAUCUCGCCUGUUCUCCGAAGCUCACAUGAGUUCGAGGAGGGCCAAACUGGCCGCAUUUCAUUGGACAUGGAUGCCGAGAUCUUGGAUGUGGUGGUGGAGUAUUUGCACUAUUUCUACAAGUACAAGGACCAAAGUGAAGAUGCGGCUGUUCCGGAAUUCAAGAUUCCUACUCACUUGGCGUUGGAGCUUUUGGUGAAGGCAGACUUUUUGGACAUCUAG
Clavispora lusitaniae ATCC 42720 is the source of this 285-nucleotide messenger RNA. It is a transcript of the gene ELC1, whose product is annotated as elongin C. The record is from RefSeq and is a predicted model, not a curated record. Gene Ontology annotation, molecular function: protein-macromolecule adaptor activity. Gene Ontology annotation, biological process: ubiquitin-dependent protein catabolic process. NCBI's taxonomy places the organism in Eukaryota, Fungi, Ascomycota, Pichiomycetes, Serinales, Metschnikowiaceae. Gene Ontology annotation, cellular component: elongin complex.